Mytilus californianus (California mussel) is the source of this 4818-nucleotide messenger RNA. RefSeq lists its product as uncharacterized. Lineage: Eukaryota; Metazoa; Mollusca; Bivalvia; Mytilida; Mytilidae. Gene Ontology annotation, molecular function: glycosyltransferase activity. The transcript has 4 exons. Gene Ontology annotation, cellular component: Golgi apparatus. The record is from RefSeq and is a predicted model, not a curated record. The coding region runs from base 346 to 1410 and encodes 354 amino acids.
UUCCGGAUUUGGACCCACAGAAGAAACUGGAAAUCCUCUUGUAUUUAACGCUUCGCUAUGAACAAAUAAACUAACCAUACACCAGGAUUGAAAUUUUGUACGCCAGGCGCGCGUUUUGUCUACAAAAGACAUAUCAAUGACGCUCGAAUACAAAAAAUAGGCCAAAUAAGGCAAUGAGCCGCAUGAACUGCAAGUUGGCGACUCUUAUUUUCAACCUUGAAAUGAAAGAAAAGAGGAAAAGUGAAGUGAACAGUUUUCUGUAUACCCUGAGAGGUCAGCUUCUAGUUCUACACAGAUAUCAAGGAGCAAGAUGAUAUAUAGUAGCAUCAACUGAAUGUAGAUGUUAUGCACUCAGGUUUCAACAUGACCAUUUCCAAGCAUACUGCACUGUGGAUGGCAUCAUUAUCCAUUGUUAUUCUUUUAUUGCUAUGUCUCUUUUGGAAUGAUCCAAUAUUGAAGAGUAAACAGUAUAUUGUUCCACCGCCAAGACCUUAUUUAUUGCCCCAAAAAUCUGGUAAUCUGAAUACAAACUUAGAAUCAUCUGGUUCUUAUAAACCCACAGAAGAGAAAGAAGACAUAGCUAAAAUACUUGAUGUUGCUAAAAGUAUGGAAUACAAAAAGCCUUUGUUAGUUACACUUAUCAACAAUGCUUAUCUCCCCUUUACCUACAGCUGGCUGUGUAACACUAAAGACAUGGAUAUUCAUAAGCAGGUCUUAUUGAUUACAACGGAUACUGAGUCCAAAGACCAUCUGAAUACAUUAUGGCCAGACGUCAAAGUGGUAGCUAUUUCAGGAAUGCCAUCAAAAGGAGAUCAAACCUAUAGCCAUGCUGGCUAUGUACGACUUAUGAUCAGACGGACACAAAUAUUGUUGAAAAUGUUGCAGAAUAAUAUAGAGAUAUUCUUGUUUGAAGUUGAUUGUUUGUGGAUAAAAAAUCCUGUCCCAACAUUAGCAAAGAACUCAGAUUAUGACAUUUUGGUAAAUCCAGUUUCUAAUAGACCUGGUUUAGUUGCAGGAGGUUUUAUAUACAUGUUUCCUACUCAUGCAACGAAAUAUCUGUGGAAUGCACUGAAUAAUAAACUGGAAAAAUUGGAACAGAAGAUAAGGAACUUACCUCCUGGGAGAGGUAUUUCUGAAGGUGAAAAUGACCAAAUAUAUCUAUCUGAUUUAGUGAAGAGAAGGGUUGAUGGUUCAAAAUGUAAAACUUUGCCACUAACAGAAUUUGCAGAUGGUAAAUGGUAUUCAUUUCCAAAUAAAACAAGGACAGCAUUAGAUCCUUAUGUAGUUAACAAUAACUGGGUAAAUGGUAACCAGAAUAAAAUUUCAAGAGCAAAAGCCUGGGGACAUUGGUUUAUCAGGAAAGAUAACUCUUGUGAUACAGAACAAGUGAAAAAAAUUGUUAAGUUUUGAUACAAAUUUUAUAUAAGCAGAAAAGAGUUCAAAAAAAAAAAUUAUCGUACUAAGUUGAGAAAUAGAAACUGUAAAAUUAGUUCAAAUGACAUACUUUUUAGCCCACCUGGCCCAAAGGGCCAAGUGAGCUUUUCUCAUCACUUGGCAUCCGUCAUCCGUCGUCGUCGUUAACUUUUUACAUUUUGAACUUCUUCUAGAAAACCACUGAAUGGAAUGAAACCAAACAUGGCAUGAAUAUUCCUUAUGAGGUGCUGACCAAGUGUUGUUACUUUGUAGCUGAUCCAUCAUCCAUCGUUUAGCAUAGGACCAUAUGGACAAUACAUACAAAUGUCUUCUUUUAGAGAACCACUGAAAGGAAUGAAACCAAACAUGGCAUGAAUGUUCCUUAUGAUGUGCUGACCAAGUGUUGUUACUUUGAAGCCAAUCCAUCAUCCAAGAUGGCCGCCAGAGAGGGACUUAGUUUAACAUAGGACCCUGGGAAAUACAUACAAAUGUCUUCUGUAAGAGAACCACUAAAUGGAAUGAAAUAAAACAUGGCAUGAAUGUUCCUUAUGAGGUGCUGACCAAGUGUUGUAACUUUGUAGGUGAUCAAUUAUCCAAGAUCGCCGCCAGCGGGGACUUAGUUUAACAUAGGACCCUAUGGGAAAUACAUACAAAUGUUUCUUUUUAGAUACCACUGAAUGGAAUGAAAUUAAACAUGGCAUGAAUUUUCCUAAUGAGGUGCUGACCAAGUGUUGUUACUUUGUAGCCAAUCAAUCAUCCAAGAUGGCUGCCAGAGGGGAACUUAGUUUAACAAAGGACCCUAUGUGAAAUACAUACAAAAGUCUUCUUUUGAAGAACCACUGAAUGGAAUGAAACCAAACAUGGCAUGAAUGUUCCUUAUCAGGCGCUGACCAAGUGUUGUUACUUUGUAGCAAAUCCAUCAACCAAGAUGGCUGCCAACGAGGGACUUAGUUUAACAAAAGGACCCUAUGUGAAAUAUAUACAAAUGCCUUCUUCUAGAAAACCGCUUAAUGGAUUGAAACCAAACGUGGUAUGAAUGUUUCUUUUGAGGUGCUGACCAAGUGUUAUUACUUUGAAGCUGAUUUGUCAUUGUCCUUAUAAAGUCAUUUUCUACAAUUUCAAUGAAUUUAUUGGUAAUUUCUGUAAACUUUACAAAAGUCUUCUGCUUUUGAUUAAAUUAGGGGGCCAAUAUUAAACCAAAUUUGGCCUCAAUCAUUAUUAGGGUAUCUGUUAUGAUUUUAAUCUAUUUUUACAUGAUUUUCAAAACCAAAGUAGAAUCAGGUGAGCGACACAGGCUCUUGAGAGCCUCUAGUUUAUAGAUAAGAUUGCUUUAAAAGAGAAUUCAAAGAAAUAUAUCAUCUUUUUAUAUAUAUAUCUGAUUUGUCAGCACCAAAUACUUUUUUAAAAAAAUUGAAAAAGAAGCAAUUUUUGCAAUCAAGGAAUUCUUCUAGUCAUUUACUUAAUUAUGUGUUCACCAAAAUGUAUUCAUCAGAAUAAUAAGAUAUUGUCUGUUUUUGCUUUUUUCAAUGAGAAAAUGUUUAUCAGUAUUAUUAUUCAUUGCUGAGAUUUUUUUUACCCUUUUCAUUGAGAAAAUAACACUUAAAUUUGAUAUACAUUUAAAACACAAUCGACGUACAAUGUACCGGUAUAUAAAAUAUGUCUGUGAUAUUGAGAGAUCUCAAUGAAAAGCAUUAUCAAUGCUACUUGUAUGUUUUUACAAAUAUUUAUCAUUUUAUGACGGUGGACUUUUAUCAAGAACAUGUAAAAGAGUUUAUAUAAAUUUAGAAUUUUAUAUAUACAGAAGAUGUUUUGCUAGUACUUAAUUAUUUUACAUUCUUCUUUUUUUAGUUGUCCGAUUUUGUAUAUAUAUAUACUGUUAUGUUGAAAAAAAAAGUAAGCAUCAAUUCCAGUUUUGCUAUUGACAAGUUUUACAUAUUAUCAUGAAUGUCUGAAACAUUCCAGAACUGAAUUCAAAAUAUUGGCUGCUAGAUAAUUGUUUUUUCUAAAAAAAAACAACAAAAAAAACGACUGUUAUAAAGAACUGAAAACAUUCCUGUUCACUCGAGAUUAUUCAACAUCAUAUAAGUAAUAUCGGUUGCUACUGACCCCCUUCAAGAUCCAUAGAGGGUUAGUAAAAUCCAUAGGGAUUGAUACCAAAGGCCAAAUCCUCUAUGGAUUUUUCUAACCUUCAAUGAAUCCAUAGGAGGUAAGUAGUGAACCGUAUAACAAAUUUAAAGCACAUUGUACUUUUCUUGCCAAGUUUUGUAUAAAAUUAACAAUAAAAUACAAUACCAUUAAUAGAUGACAUCACCAUUAAUAGUAGACGUGAUGUCAUGAUACCCCUUUAUAAUCUUCUAACCCCCUACAUAUUCAUAGGGAGCUCGAGUCGUCACACGACAGUCACUACGUCACUAAUUUACCCGAGGUGCGAUAAAUGAUUUUAUGAGGCCAUGUUCUGACAAUAUUUCUGGACAAAUUGUUGAUUAACUGAACUAUUGUGAAUUAAUGAAACCACCACAAUGUUUCACCUAAGUGGACUAGAACAUGAGGCAUUCCAUGUUCCGUCCAGUCUAGAAAUGUUUAUAUGUUAGUUAGACAUAAUAUUGUAAAUUAUACAGUCUCUUCUAGUUAUUUGUUUGUUUAAGUGCAAUUCUUUUACAUAUACAAUAACUAACCAAGGAAUUCAAAUAUUAAAAGUAUUUGAGUACUGACUGAUCAACUCAUUCAUCCACAAAUGUGCCUAGUACAUCAUUGAAUUCACUCUUCUCCAUCAUCAGUUGGAUUUUUUUUAUAUUUGAAUUUUUGGAUUAGUUGUUCAUUUUAUUACAUUGCCUUUUAAAGCAUAUAAAGUAAACAAUGCAAGGAAAGAUAUCUUUUUUUUUAUUAUGUUGCUACUUUCAUUUUGAUGCAAUGUCAUUGAUAAUGUCUUCACAACACUUAUUGCUUUUCGUUCUCAGAGGCGUAAAGCUACAGGAUUUCUUUAUAAAAUAAGUAUGUGCAGAUUUGUUUGCUAUUUUAUUUAGCCAUGCUGUAAUUUUGUGUAUUUGUCCGAUGAUGAUAGCUUCAGGUUUUUAUUCACUGAUGAAUGUUGAUGUUAUUUUUUAGCCAAAAUCUGCUAUGAUGUUAUUAAAAAGAAUUAUUUUAUAUAAUUGUAGAUAGUUGUGUGUUUUGUAGAAAUGAUUUUAAAGUAUCUCAUAACUCUUUUUAUAGUGGCUCUUAUUGUUUUAAAUGUUACUGUGAUUUUUUCAAUGUGUAUGAAUAUAUGUCAAUAUUGAGGUGAGACUUUAAUGAAGUAUUUUUCUCAUCUCGACUAUGUGAAUUUCGGUUAAAUUGUAUACUUAUUUUGUGUUUGUCACAAACUUAUUGUUUAAAGUUUAUAUGGCAAUAAACAUUUGAAUUUUUGAA